CGGCGCGCCGCCGCCCGUACGCCGUCGUCCAGGGGCACCGCCGGCCACCGGCGCGUCCUUCCUCGCCAUCCACGGCACCGAUCCAGUUCUUUCAUGGGUACAUGGUCAGGUAAAAUAGGCAGCAGGGGAUGGAAUUUUCUGCCCUUCUGACCUCGGCGGGCAUAAACAUCGCCUUCUGCGCGCUGUUCCUGUCGCUCUACUCCAUCCUCCGCAAGCAGCCGCACAACUACAGCGUCUACUUCGGCAGGCGGCUCGCCGAGGAGAAGUUCAGGCAGCAGGUCGACUACUUCUCCUUCGAGAGGCUCCUGCCCACCGCCGGAUGGAUCGUCAAGGCUUACUGGUGCACCGAGGAGGAGAUCCGGCGGGUCGCCGGACUCGACUCCGUCGUCUUCCUACGCCUCUUCAUCUUCAGCAUACGCAUCUUCUCCAUUACCUGCCUUGUUUGCCUCUUUGGAGUGCUCCCUGUCAACUACCAUGGCCAAGAAAUGAACCACACAUAUAUUCCAGAGGAGUCGCUGAAUGUUUUCACCAUUGCCAAUAUGAAGGAAGGAUCAGCAAUGCUCUGGGUCCAUUGCGUUGCUCUAUAUGUUAUAACCAUCUCGGCCUGUGUUCUUCUUUUCCAUGAGUACAAGUAUAUCGCGAGAAAAAGAUUAGCGCAUGUUACUGGAUCACCGCCAAACCCUGGACAUUUUUCGGUGCUUGUUCGUUCGAUUCCAAAGUCAGGCAACGAGCUGCUUGAUGACACUAUCAGAAAUUUCUUUGUUAACUAUCAUGGAUCCAGUUACUUGUCACAUCAGAUGAUCUAUCGAAAAGGAAAUCUGCAGCAAUUUGUGGAUAAUGCAGAGAGGGCAUAUAGGAAAUUCGUGAGGGUAAAACUUUCAGUGUUCGACCAGAAUGUGCGGUCCAACUUGAACAGAUGUGGUCUCUGCGGCGUACGAGCCUCCUCGUUCCAGCUCUACCGCAAUAAGUUUGUUGAUGCCAAGAAGUCAGACCUCAGUGAUCCGGAAGUAGUUGAAGCUCAAAAGGACUGUCCAGGCGCCAUAGUGUUCUUCAAGACCCGGUAUGCGGCGAUCGUGGCCUCGCAGGUGCUCCAGUCCUCGAACCCCAUGCUGUGGGUGACCAACCUUGCCCCGGAACCGCGUGACGUGUACUGGUCCAACCUGUGGGUCCCCUACAGGCAGAUCUGGCUCCGGAAGAUCGCCACGCUGGCGGCCAGCGUGGCCUUCAUGUUCGUCUUCAUCGUCCCCGUUGCCUUCGUCCAGAGUAUGAUGCAGCUGGACCAGCUCAAGGAGAUGUUCCCAAACCUCAAAGGCGCACUCAAGAUGUCGUUCUGCGUGAGAGUCGUAACGGGGUACCUCCCUAGCGUCGUCCUGCUGCUGUCCCUGUACACGGUUCCUCCGCUGAUGAUGCGCUUCUCGUCGUUCGAAGGCUCCAUCUCUCGCAGCGGGAGGAAGACGAGCGCCUGCACCAAGAUCCUCUUCUUCAACAUCUGGAACGUCUUCUUCGUCAACGUGCUGUCAGGGUCCGUGCUCAACCAGCUCAACGUCUUGACUAGGCCCAAGGACAUGCCGUCUAUGCUUGCUGAACUGGUGCCGAAGCAGGCGACAUUCUUCAUCACGUACGUGCUGACAUCAGGCUGGGCGAGCCUGUGCUCCGAGAUACUGCAGGUGUACAACCUGGUGUACAACUUCUUCAGGAAAUGCGUAUUCUGUCACCAGGACAACCCAGAAUACGCCUACUCUUUCCCUUACCAGACCGAGGUCCCAAAGGUCCUCCUCUUCAACCUGCUGGGCUUCGCCUUCGCCAUCAUGGCGCCGCUCAUCCUGCCCUUCUUGCUCGUCUACUUCUGCCUCGGCUACUUGGUGUACCGCAAUCAGAUCCUGAACGUGUACUACCCCAAGUACGAAAUGGGAGGGAAGCUGUGGCCGGUGAUGCACAACACGAUAGUGUUCUCCCUGGUUCUCAUGCAGGUGAUAGCGCUGGGCGUGUUCACCAUCAAGAAGUCCCCCGUGGCCACCGGCUUCACCAUCCUGCUCCUCAUCGGCACCAUCCUCUACAGCGAGUACUGCCGGCAGCGCUUCUCCCGCAUCUUCCACUCCUACUCCGCCCAGGACCUUAUAGAGCUGGACAGAGACGACGAGCAGUCCGGGAGGAUGCAGGACAUCCACCAGCACCUGCUGGACGCCUACUGCCAGACGCCCCCAGGGACCGGCGGCGGCGACAACGGCCAAGUCCCGAUCGAGAUGAUCAUGGAGGACCCGGCGCAGGAGGUGUCGGAUUCCAGCCAGGAGCUGUGCGACACGGUGCAGGAGGUGUCAGAUUCCAUCCAGGAGCACAUCGACGACAAGUGAAGUCAAGAAACGGAAAUACUGAUAACUGUAUCCUGUGUGUCGUUCCGGCGUCUUGAAUCAUACCGUAGAGUUAGCCCGGCCGAGAACGUAGUAGCCUCCUCUUGCCCGUCUCCAGGUAUAUUAACGAUUUGUACUGUCCUGCCGCCGCCAUUCCGACGCAUCGUCGGGAGGUGCUGGCAGGUACAGGUUUGUUUGGAAUUUGGAGGGAGCUAACUGUGUAGAAUAGAAAAUGGUUAAAGCUGUCACGGCCGAUGGCAAGCUAACACGUACGAACUUUUAUGUCCC
Molecule: messenger RNA, 2636 nt
Organism: Brachypodium distachyon (stiff brome)
Lineage: Eukaryota; Viridiplantae; Streptophyta; Magnoliopsida; Poales; Poaceae
Product: CSC1-like protein RXW8
Exons: 11
Coding region: 129-2351 (740 amino acids)
Cellular component (GO): plasma membrane
Molecular function (GO): calcium-activated cation channel activity
Source: RefSeq, a predicted model, not a curated record